Messenger RNA from Vitrella brassicaformis, 1570 nucleotides. Lineage: Eukaryota; Vitrellaceae. The record is from the annotation of a GenBank genome assembly.
CGAGGAUUAACAUGAACAGACAGAACGGUGUCAAAGCUCCUCCUCGGGACAGCGCCAUGAUCCCUCUUCGAACUUCGCUCCCUCACCGCAGGACGCUCACCGGCGGCGCGCCCGGUCUGUUUGAUCCCCCCGGCGUCCUUGCCACCUCGGCCACUCUGCGGUCGUUCGAGAAGCAUGUGUCUAUGUCACGGCUGCCGACUGCGAGGCAAACUGCUGCCUUCGUCCCCCAUCUGCAUCUCAACAGGGGCGUGCCCGUCAAAUCUUCGUCGGUACUUACGGGAAGGCGAGGCGCAGCGGGAGGGAGGAGACGGCGCGCACUCUCCCCGCUGUGUGUGUGUGCAUGUUGACUGCAGAACUUGUUGCGGGAUAUCUCUCCCCGAAACCACGUAUCGCAAAUCAUGAGGGAGAAAGGGGGAAACCUGUUCGCCUCGGGGCUUCGCAUCUAUGAGCGGCUCGGCCCUGCCAACCCCGAGGAUGACGAGGUCGACACGAAUCGGGGCAAUGACCACCACAUGGCUACAGGUCCGACACACAUAUGGAACCACGAUAAGGCGGCCAAAGAACGCAAGAGGAAGGCAACACACCAGGUAGGUCAGAAAGGGCCUUGUAUGCGCAUACCUGUCUGUCUCCGUGUGAGUCGUGUCGUCUCGUGCUUCCUCUACCUACGGCUGCGCCGGAAACAUGCAGGACAUCUUCCCCAACGAGCGCAGCCGAUUGACCCAGAGGCAAACGGACGAUUUGGUCAACCGCCUUUAUUACCUGCGCAUCUCCAAAAAGCAGAAGACGCAACACCAGGUAAGAAAUCACCUGCGUCGGCUUCGGGCGGUCUGAGUGUCCUGUGUCUGUGUCUCUGUGUCUCUGUGUCUCUGUGUCUCUGUGUCUCUGUGUCUGUGUCUGUGUGUGAAGAUUGCUGCUGCUGCGCCGGAUGCUCAUCGGCGUGUGGCUGAGAAGGCCCGUGUUCGUGAGCCUCGUGAGCCGGAUGUGUGUGAAGUUGAUAUGGGGCCGACGGGAGCUGUUGUCGAGGAUGUGGAUGGGGAGGGCGUCGAGCCCGCCGAGGAGGGUGAGGUGCUGCAGGCGCGCAAGAACAUCGCACGGACGUAUGUCAACCACUGCAUCAAACGUAAGCGUGCAUCGAACAACAGGUGGUUACGGUACACCUCUUUGAUCAAAUGGAUGGCAUGCAUGGCAUUGAUCGGGAACGUGCCUGUAGACCACGGAGGGCUGACGUUGAAGCCGAAGGAGGGCAGCCUGAUGCCCAACCGCUUCUAAACCGCCAAAGACAAACCGAGAGUAUCCUGUGCAUGUGACGGGUGGGUCUUCAUCCGUACGCACGGCAAGGGAAUGAUCAAUGACUCCGUGAUCGAGGAUCGCACUCGAUGUGCUCCUGAGACAUGAAUGAAUGAUGUUGUGGCACGACACGACAUUAGUUGGUGAACCUCUCUUUGUAAGUACCGCAGUGUGUGUCGAGGCAGGGGCCGAAGAGCCGAACCGAGGCCGGCUGUACACGCAUGCAUUCCAUCGACCAUGGUGUGCGGAACCAUCCGUCCAUCCAUCCCUCCAUCCAUCCUAG